CACAUAAAUGCAUACAAGACUCGGAUAUUGAUGUGAGAGGAAUGUAGCUGUAGUAGUAGAAAAGAAUCUUUGAUUAAGAUGGGAUCCGGUUACCAACAAACAAAUCCAUACCAAGAAAAGCAUAACCUGUAAGUUUUUAUUUUUAUUCAUAGCUUGGUAUCAGAAAUGAACGACAAGGAGAAGUUUAUUGCUGAGUGGAAGGUGAAGUUCCCCCAGGAAGAGCCUCCAGAUGCCUCCCUUAUUAGCUCUGUUAACUUUAUGAACAUUCGCAGCAAAAUAUCAGACAGCGAAUCACGAAUCAAAGACCUUAAACUUGCUUUGAAGAAGGAACAAUUUCUUUUAAAUUGGCUGAUUGAACUGGAGAUCGAAAUUUCUGUAUUAGGCAAUGUUGGUUUUGUCAGCGACAACUCAGUUACCCUAUCAGAUACAACGCCUAUCUGGAACGAGGGUGUUACAUCGCCUGACGAUCAGAAAAGUUUUGUGGAAGAAACACGUAAUAUCAACCCAGUUGAUCCCGUUGAAGAGGUUCUUGCAACGCACAAUGAGCCAGAGAUUGCCGAUACACACGAGAAAGAUGAACAACAACCGGCGAUUGCAGAAAAUGGGCCACAAGAGGAGAAAGAAAUUAGGCCUGUUAGUCCUAAGGAAACUGUCACAGUCAAUGAAGACAGCGAAAAGUUAAAUGAACAUCUCGAUGCUGAUGACUGUUCAAAUGCGAAUGAAGGUUCGUUUCAUGAAAACAGACAAUUAAACAUCCCUUUGAAAGCUCAAGAUCUCAAUUCGUAUUCAGAAGAAGCUGAUGACCAUGAAUAUGUCAAUGUUUUCGAUUUGUUAGGAGAGCAUACAACAGAAGUCGAAUCGCCCACACGUAAAGGUAAGGAUAAAGAUAAGAGGCGUGCUGGUGGAAGCUGGAGUUUGUACAUGGAUGAAAAAGAAUCAACAAAAAGAAAUGAUGUGGAAGUAAAGGAAGAAACUAUUUAUGAUGAAAUAAAACCAGUCAUUGAUGAUGAGAAUAAAACUAACAGUGAAGAUUUACCAAGUAUUAAAAGAAGUGGAGACUCGAGAUCUGCAAAUGUCUAUGAAGAAAUUGAAUUGCCAAUUGAAGACUCUGUUGAUAAUUUUGAAAAGAAAAGUUCUGCUAAUGAUGAUAAUGUGACAAUCAACCUGCUAUACGAGGCACCAACAAUUUCUUUAGCCAAGAAUCAGCCUGCAAAUGUUGAGUUAGAUGAAAAAGAGGAUGAUGAAGCCAUUUAUGUCAAUGUUAGAGACUUCAGUAUUUCUGGGAGGAUUGCCCCUGUUGCUAGAAUUGAAGCAAGUGACACUUCUGAUUAUGAUUCAGAUUCUGGCAGACAGGAGAAAGAUGACAGAACACAUAACUACAGGCAUAUGACUGUUGACGAAAUAAACAGCCUAAGGAAGUGGAGAAGUGAUGAAGAUUUAAGCCAAUUCUCUCAAGAUUUUGAUGAUAGGUCAUGUGAUUCAGAUGAUAGUCUAGGAACCGGAAGCCGUGGUCGGAGUAGCAGCCAGAGAAGUCAAGGCAACAAACUUCAGAAUGAUGAAGAAAGUGUAGAAGGAAACUUUGAAGCUGAUAGGAACAAAGGCCCAAAUGACGAUGAUGCUCAAGAUGAUGCAAGGUCAGAGUCGCCUGUUGACCAGGAAGAGGGGGAAGGAAGAUCAAAGAGUCUAAAGAUGAGGACAUAUCUUGUCAAGAAUUUAUUGGAAAGUGAAAAUUGCUAUUUUGACUGUAUUGACAUGAUAAAAAAGUACAUGAAGCCACUUCAAAAGUCAACAGAAACAUCGCAACCAAUUUUAACAAUGCUUGAUUUUAACAAGAUAUUUUUGGGAAUUGAGGACCUACAUAGUGUGCACUUGGACUUGCUGCAGCAGCUAGAACAAAAAAUAGACAACUGGGGCCCAAAUCAGACCAUUGGGGAUUUGCUCACUAUACUGAUGGAUGGCUUCAGUGUGUACAAAGCUUACAUAAAUAACUACAAGUCGUCGCAAGAAACAUUGCUGAAGUGUCGAAACGCCAAUUCAGUCUUUGAUGGCAUCGUGCAGAAGGAGAUAAAAAUCCAGUCUCUGAAAGACCCAAUAAAACUUGAUGCGUUGUUGUACAAACCAGUAGAUCGAAUGACGCAGUACUCAUUGAUCCUCAACGACCUGCUGAAGUAUACUCCAGAAGACCACCCGGAUCAUGCUCUUGUGUCUGAGGCCACUGCAAAUUUGUUUGAUCUUUUUGAGCAGGUUAAUGUCAACAGAAACGACAAGAAAGCACCUCAGAGACAGCUAUUGAAAGAAGGCAAUGUUGUAGAGCUAGAUGAUGGACAACGGAAGGCAAGAACAUUGUUUCUGAUGAGUGACGUCAUAAUUUGCGCCAAGCUUAAACCGUCCAAGGAUGCAUACGUGUGCAAAUGGUACAUCUCGUUAUCAGACAUACAGCUAAAGCCAUUCAAAGAGUCAGAAGGCUCGCAAACUGUGCCUGUGACGACAAAAGCCGAUUGUGACCGAUUACGGGCGACUAUUGCAAAUAUUAGGUCGGAAAUGAGAAGAGAUGUUAUGGUGUCCACUCCACAGUCAAGCUUCGAAGGAGGUUCCCCUUUUGCCAGGCCCAAAAUCAGGAAACGUGAUAGCACUGCAACAAUACCGGGUCCACGUGCAUCUACGAGAGCCAUCGAGAAACUGAAAAAGAAAUUGCAAGAACAGGAACGCCUGCUGCAACUGAUUGCCCCGAGUAUCCCUUUAAACAUUUAUCAUAGAUCGGGCAAGACGUACACAUUGCUGCUUGGAAGUGACAACGAUAGAAUGUUAUGGAAAGAAGCGAUUGCUCCAAGAAUUAAAAGAAUGCUAUCUCGUAAGCAAGGGACAAUUCAUCUUUCCAAUGUUGAGAUACAACAAGCACUGGAAACGUCUCUUCGAGUGCAAAGGCUUGGGAUGAGAUUUGGAGCAGCAAUAACUUCGCCAUUUUUUCCGAGCCUCCGGCAGGAUUCCGAAGAACCAGAUAACGAAGAUGGUUUAACUGGAUAUCUCUAUAUUCAUGUGCAAAAUGGGAAAAGCUUUUCGCGGACAGCCGAAAACUAUUGCAUUCUCGAUGUUGACAGUUACGGCCAUUUUUUCCGUAAAGGAAAGACCAAAGCAGCAAAGGGGGCUGAACCCCAAUGGGACGAGGAUUUUGAAUUUGAUGUCGAGGCGGCCUCGCUCCUUCGCAUAACUUGCUACAAUAACAGAGGACGUCUUCUUGGUGAUGAAAUCAGCGGCAAAGUUGUUAUUGAUUUGGGAAAAGAGAACCUUGCCGAUAACAGAUGUCAUACAUUCACUGUAAUUCUUGAUAAACAAGGAGCAAUCACGUUGACGAUUUCCUAUUCACAAUCGCGGCAAGGGAUCAAGAGAACGAGAACCAAUGCCAGCGAGUCCAAAGUGUUUAAGGUUCCUAUUUCGACUGUCACAAGGAGAGAGAAGUUUGACAUUCCAUUGAUUGUGAUUUCGUGUAUUAAAGAGAUAGAAAAGAGAGGCCUAGAUGAAAUAGGCAUCUACCGCUUAUCGGGAAUUGCCUCCGAAGUCAAAUCAUUAAAAACUGUUUUCGACGAAAAUCCUCAGAGUGCCGCGCUGAAUCUAGCAGAAGCCGACAUCAAUGCCGUUGCUGGGCUGGUGAAACUUUACCUGAGAGAGCUACCAGAGCCGUUGUUUACAAAUGCUCUUUACCCGAGAUUCGUUAGUGGAUUACAAAUAUCCGACAAAGAAGAAAAAGAGUUGUACAUGAUCGAUACAUUUCAGCAGCUUCCUAAGCCAAACAAACUAACAGCCCUGUACCUCUUUGAACACCUUAGAAGGGUCAGUCAAAAGGAAUCAACUAACAAAAUGGGUAUCAACAAUCUGUCGACCGUAUUCGGACCAACCGUGCUGCGCCCUUCAGUCCCGGAGGCAGACAAGAACCACGACAACUUGCGUUCCGGGAGUACCUUUGAUAUCGGUGCCCUUGACGUCAUGUCUCAAGUUAGUGUGUUCAGGUUUUUCCUUGGUCUUAAUUCCAAUAAAACACGAUUGCCAGAGGACGAUCUUGAGCUGUGGCAGCGUUUGGAUUAUCAAAAGGCUGCCGAAAUCCAAGAGAAACUCAUGGAAAAUGCCGUAGAGUACUUGAUUUAAUACUUUGGUAAUAUGUCCUUGUAUAAAACGUGUUAACCAGCUUAGGACGGCUGAUUUAGAUCAAAAUGAAAUUCCUUGAGAAAUCACAACGAUUUUUGGAAGGUACACGAAACUUCCGUAUUCAGCAAUGGGGUUCAUUUCGAAUAACAUUCCUUUGAGCAUUUGGUGCCUGCUGGUUGUGAAGAGAUUGGUAUUUGUUGUAAAGACAACUUACAAAAGCAUCUGAGAUUUGAAAUCAGGACGUCGGUGGUCCUUUUCUAUAGCUGAUUGGCUACGUGAGGCCAUAUUUCCUCAAGUACUAAGAUCUGAAUGGGGCACUGGGAUUUGCAAGAUGCAGCUACGAUUGAGUGACGUCACACUUCCAUGCAUGAUAUGCAGUUUUCUGCCGGGAAUGGUAUUCACGCUAUGUAAACUCUCUAAAAAAUUUUCCUUUAAUUCAGAUGUGUACCAAAUUAAAAAAGUAAAGCAAAUCUUAAAUGGCAGAUCACGACGAGGCCCGCAGAUGAUAUUGUACCUACUUCAAUUUCUAUCAAUGAAUUGAAAUAGCGAGUUUGAUUUGGCAGCAUUUUGAUUGUAACAACACAACCAGCACAUGGACUGCUAAUCUGCAGAGAUGAAGUUUUCUUGUUAUGCAUCAAAUUGAUUUUCCAAACAUGUGGCAAGAGCGAGCAUAAUACAUAGCUCCUACUGAACCGGAUACACUCCUCUUUAUCCACAUAUUUCAUUAUCCUUAAACUUUAUUAUUGUCAAUAUGGAGCUGGAUAUGAUCGUCAGGGUGCGUUUGCUUGAAUAUACCAGUAGCAAUUUCCCCUGAAAUCCCUCUAAUUGUAAACCUUGGUUUUUCGUGUUGCCUUACGAGUAGCAAGACCUAAUAUAGCCGCAGCGAUUGGCAAUUAAAGACCCUCCUGACAACUUAUAGGCUCUAUGAUUGUUUGAAGUUGUUGAUAUGUAUGGGCGAUGCAUUUAAAUAGUAAUUCAUUUUCAGAUUUUUGUAAAUAAAUAAUAAGUAUACAGUUACUUUUCCAACAACGAUCCGUAUUAUCAAGAACAUUGUUAAUUUUAGCUGGGAGCAGUUGAGAGAGGAGCUACAGCUUUUCGCCCGGAUUGAAAAUUUCUGACGUAUUAUUUUCGUUAUAAAGUUACUAGUUUGGCGAAUUAUGUUCAAUUAUGUUUAAUUUUUAACUAUUUAGUGAAUACGAAUCUACUGUUGGUAAAUAUCAGCAACAACCGCAGGAAACAUUUCCAUUCAUUGAGAUUGCAAGUUUUUUGAAAAUACCUGUUUCAAGACAUUGUCACAAGCAUAAAGGUUUUAAUGAAUUAUUAUCAUAAAGAUAUUCAUAAUCCUUAGAGGAUCAAUAAUGAAAUUAUUUCGCCAUCAACUGAUCCGAAGUCAUUCAUCUAACCAAUUAUGUGUAUAUUGUUGUGCGCUAAUUCUAUCAUUUCUCUUUUGUGGCACACCAUUUUACAAAGAUACUAUAUCCCAAAUUAAAGAUUAUGCUGCUACUGAAUUGAAAAUUGCUAGAGGUAACCUGGUAAGUUCAUCAACGAUCAAAUUUUAUGUGGCAACUACUUUGGUUCCAUAUUGUCUCAUUAUGGAAAGUAGCAAUGGUUGAACCGUUAAUUAAUUAUUGAUGAGAUAAGUGACGUUUGUUGGCUGUUCUGCCUUUUGCGUGGGCUCGGAUUUCUAUUGCUCGUCUCAGCACGGGAUGCCUCAGUAAUCGGACUUGCCCUGCGGCUAAGCUUUAAAGAGUAACGACCGUAUGUAAAGCAUAUUUUCUUCGUAAUACUAUAGCAAACUAAUAUGGAUACUAUUAGUUCUGAAUAAAUACUUAAUUAUUUAUUAGAUAGAAGGAGACGUAUCUCGAAAGAUCUCGCCAGUAGAUAAAUAGAGAGCAUUUUCAGGGUCCUGGAUUUUUUUAAACCGAAUUGUUACUAUAGUUGAAAUGAACGGAGAAGGCUUUACUUCCAGAAACCCGAAAUUUCGGAGAGUUCUGUCAUCCAAUUGUUUUUGUUGUUGAAGAAAUUGACCCAGAAAGGUUUGCCUUUAAAAAAGAGGACAAAUUUGAAAUCUCCACCAACAGCUGCUAAAAUUUUUUGCUAUAAGAACAACUGAAACGUGCUCUCUGUUUUGCAGAUGGUGUUCUCAGUAAGUUUCAAUUUAAGAAAUAGUAUUUUUCUAUCAAACGCAUUUCACAAUUCA
Molecule: messenger RNA, 6340 nt
Organism: Rhopilema esculentum
Lineage: Eukaryota; Metazoa; Cnidaria; Scyphozoa; Rhizostomeae; Rhizostomatidae
Product: active breakpoint cluster region-related protein
Biological process (GO): signal transduction; positive regulation of GTPase activity
Cellular component (GO): membrane
Molecular function (GO): GTPase activator activity; guanyl-nucleotide exchange factor activity
Source: RefSeq, a predicted model, not a curated record